Molecule: messenger RNA, 210 nt
Organism: Ambispora gerdemannii
Lineage: Eukaryota; Fungi; Glomeromycota; Glomeromycetes; Archaeosporales; Ambisporaceae
Source: the annotation of a GenBank genome assembly
AUGUCUUUUCAUGCAUAUUUACGAAAAGUGCAAAUUUAUUCCACCUCUAGAGGAACCAGAUUUCUGCACCUUGAUCAGAAGCUUGGAUAUUUAUAUCGAUGGCAUGAACCUAACCCUGAUGUUCCAUUAGACAUAAAAGCAGUUGUAGCGGUGAUUUAUGAGCCACCACAGGAACACCAAACGGAUGGUUUAAGUCUCAACCUCCCAUAG